GGAUAACCAAUUGCUCUGAACUUACCAUCCACAGGAAAGCAAUGAUAACAAGAAGAUGGAAGACACAAGAUGGGAUCAAAGAAUCCAAGCAUUAACACACAUAAUAACCAAUCCCACAACUAAACCAUCCUUGGAUUCACAAAUCUUCAUUUCUAGCCAAGUCCCAUGUUACCUUAACUGGGACUAUCCACCAAUUCUGUGCACCAAAUAUUCCACUAACACUUUCCCUUCUGUGAAUCUGAGAUGGGCUCUUUCAGUUUUUCUGAAAAGGGUUUCAAGACUUGGGGCACCUGAAACUUCUUGGAGGUCCAAAUGCCCAUACCAACAACCCCCUCCAUUGAUACUGGCCAAGGGAUUAGAGGAAGCUCACUGGGGAGAUGAACAGAGGAGACUGUAUGUGAGGAAAAGGUUUAAAAGGAGACAUUUAGGAAGUGAUGUUCACCCUUUGAUUCCAUUUAUUGUGCCUAAUCUCUUGUUGUUCUCGCUUUUGCUUUGGAACCCAUUUCCAAUUGAUGGGACAGAUUCUUGAAUUUUGGAGCUUUUUUGUGAGGGGUUGGUUGUUCCUAGUUUUAUUUACUUUAGUCCUAAUUGCAAGUUUUUCUUUCUUUUUCCUGAUAAAGAUUUGGUAAAGAAAUUAUAUCAAGUUAGUAAAUUUGGAAGUAUUUGCAUAGAAGAAUUGCUUAUGUAUUGGAUAAAUGCUUCUCUUUUUUAACUUCAGCGAAGAUGUUCAAAGUUUCAUUAGUGCUGCUUUAUGUAGAAUGAAGCUUUGGGAUUGAAGUCAAUGUUGAUACACAAUAAAAGGAUAGUCCGGUGCGCUAAGCUUUCGCUGCCUGCAUGAUCUGGUAAGGCCCAGGGCCGGACUAAGCUUCCGCUGUCUGCAUGAUCUGGGUAAGGGCCAGCGCCGGACUACAAGAUUGAUACAUAAUAUACCCCUAAUACUUAUGACAAAACAAAUUGUGACUAUGUAAAUUGCAUUUUCAAUACUGAAAAUGCAUUUUGGACCUCAUGGGUGUACUCGCGUCGAACUUUGGCGAACUAUAGCACGCCUUUAAGUGCCAAGAAAAUAUGCUGGAGAAUGCCCAAUGCACCGUUGAAGCUAAAACGGAUGGAUCAUAUUUGGGUAGCUUGAGUGAAAGUGGUGAAGGUAGUAUACUUAGGAAUGAAACAGGAGAGUUUUUAUAUGCAUUUUGUGUGGUUUGGACAGCAAACUAACAAUCAAGAUUAAGCUUUGGGUUGUUGCAUGGAAUGUAGUGGUGUUUCGACUAUGGCUUGAUUAUAAGAAUAGAAGUCAUUGGAGAUAGUAAUGUUGUAACAAAAGUUUGGAGAAUAUCUUGGCACAUUGAUUUCUUA
Messenger RNA from Nicotiana tabacum (common tobacco), 1350 nucleotides. RefSeq lists its product as uncharacterized. NCBI's taxonomy places the organism in Eukaryota, Viridiplantae, Streptophyta, Magnoliopsida, Solanales, Solanaceae. The record is from RefSeq and is a predicted model, not a curated record.